UAUUAUACCUACCUACCUUAAGUAUUUUAUUUCGUAAUCAUAUCGUAGUCAAGUCAUCAAAUUGAGUUUAUUUUGUUGCAAAAUGAAUAUUUUGCACCCGUAAUAAGUUACAUAUUAUUCCAUUCAUUUUUGAAGCACCAAGUUCAAAAGUUGAAAUUACAGUUCCCAAUUUUCUUAUUAUUAUUGAAGAAAUGAGUAAAGCUGCUGAAAUUGUGCUGGAGUCGACGGCUAAAACCAAUGGAAAGUUAAAUGAAGACACAGAACGUAAAACUUGGGUUAAAUUCGAUGAUGAUACUUCGCAUAAUGUAGAAACUUCCAGGAAUAUCACAGCAACAACAAAUAACAUUGAUACAAUACCGUCCUCAAGCACGGACACUCCUGCAGUUUUAAAAACAGAAUCUGUGCAUAUUAAUAUCGAUAAAAACGACAAACACCUCGACUCCACUAAUAAUACUGAUAUAAAACAUGUUGAAAUUGUAUUACGUUCAGGAUUCACAAAUGGAGACAUAAUAGUUACCUUGUUACCUGUCAAUACUAAAUUACCAUGGAUCACAGCAGCUCAAUUUAGGCCUGAACUUGUGCCUGAAGAGUUGAUGGCUCAAGGACUAACUUUAACCGUAGAAGAAUAUGUCCAUGCAAUGGAAUUAUUGGUCAAUGAUGCCAGAUUCACACUCUACAACAUAUGUUAUAAGAGAGUACUUGUUUGUUGGAUAACAAUUGCAUUUGCAGUGCUCCUUUCUCUGCUAUUCUCCGGAAUAACAGGUUUAACCUUAUUUGCACUUGGAGUGUUGUGGCUGAUUGUAAAUGCUAGUGCAAUUUUUCUGUGCAUGUGGAUAAAGCUAAGAUUGUCAAAAGGGUUAGAACAAUGUUUAGCAAGUGUUAAUAAAUUGCUUGUUAAACAUAAGUUGAUCCUCGCUUUGGAUGAUAGAGGCAAAAUGUCAUGUCAUAAAGUGCAUCUGUGCUUCCUAUAUUUUGACUCGGCUCCAUGUAUAGCUCAUUUGCAACAAUUUAUUGAAAGUGAGGAGGGGAAAACUAUAACACAGGGCUGGGAAAAGAGGCUAGAUGUACAAGCUAAUGAUAUUGUUAUAAGAGGAAGUCAAACCACAAGAUUAUCUAGAAAACAGGAGCGAGGUGCACUUCUUUAUUUAAGAUAUGCAGGUCGGUGGGGAAAGUGUGCAGUACGAAGUAAGCUUAAUAUUGAUAACAUUACACCUGGACGACAUGGUGAAAAAUUUGUUUGUCUCUGUCAAUUUAUAGAAGAGCACCUUAAAACAAAACCACCCAGAGGUUUAGUUAAGUAUUUUUCUUUACCCAAUCAAAGUAUUCAAUUGUAUUAAUUUGAUCACACUUUAGUAUCCGUCCGUACUCCAUAAUAUUUCCGUCUUCAUUUUUAUACCUAUUAGUCAGUGAAGACAAUGAUAAUAAUUAAUUUUAAGAAGAAUUACCUAAUAUAUAUAAAUAUUUGCAGUAAUUUAAAGAUAUAAUUAUUUUAUGAUACUAUUUAUUAUUAAAAUACAUGAUUUUAUUUUCGGAACGAAAUUAUCUUACAAGGGGGCCAUUUAAAAUUUAUUAUUAUAAGAAUAAAUACAAUUCAACUUUUAAGUAUUAAUAUAGUUUAUUUUGAACUGAUGCCAUAAUCUAUUUUUUUUUUUCUAGUUUGUCAAUACCAAACAAAAUUUAUAUAUAAGAGUCAGUAGGUUUUGUAUUAACAUAUAACUUUACUACAAACAAAAAUAGAGUACAUUCUCAAAUUCUAUAUUGACUAAUAUAUUUAAGUAUGUUCUCAGAUUAUUUUGGACAUAUGGAACCAAUUCAUUUUGUUGAUAAUUAUUACAAAAUACAGAUUACCUAUAAGUCUGACCCAACAGACAUUGUUAUGUUAAUAAUAAAAAUAUCUCUUGCGGAUGGAAUAUCCUAAAAUCCUUUCUUAGCUGAUGUGCACUCGGUGGAAUGAAUAUUCCUCCAAUUUCAAGUCUCAGCACCUUACAGUACCAGAGGUGUUGUGAUAAGUCAAUACAUAGGUGGAAAUCUCUUAUAUAUAUAUAUAUAUAUAUAGAUGAACUAGGCUACUAUUUUGGAUUAUAUUGUAGCUAAAAUUGGCUUUUAUUUUAAUUAGGUUCGCUGAAAUUUGGUUUAUGCAAUUUAUUGAUUAUCAAAUUGACAGACUAAUGUCUUAACCGAGUUCCACUGUAUUUGUUUAUGAACCUUUUAUAUAUCAACUGUGCGAAAUAUUUAAAUUCAAAUAAAUAUAUUAAUAUUACAAAUAAAAUGUCACGAAAAAAAUCGCACUCACUAGAAAUAUUUUCAUCAACAAACUGCAAUUAAUGCUAACAAUUAAAUGUAUCAGAGGCAAGUUGUCAUGAAUGAAAAUAAGUUUCUUAGCAUUGAAAUAAACCAAUUUAAAACUAUCAUAGCCUCUGAGAAUAUUUUUGCAAACUCUGUCAGCUUUAGAUAUAGAUUUAGUUUAGCUCUUAUUGGCCACCAAUUGAAGUUAUGCGGCCUUAUACAUAAAAUUGGCAUAAAGUUAUAACUAAGCAUAAACCAAGAAUAUGUAAAAUGUUUACAAAUAGACAUUUUGCUUACGAAUGGUUUGUUCGGACGUAUAACGUUUCCCGCGUUUAUUUGCAAGGCAGCUUGUCAUUGUCAUGUCAGAAUAAUUAUUGUAUUGACAGUGUUGUCAACGAUAAUGUAAACAUUUUGCAUUUUCUUUGUUUAUCAUCAGUUAUAACUUUAUACUAAGCUUAUUUGUAAGGCCGUUAGUGUAUUUGUUCUAGCCAUUUGAAGAUAAUCAUAUGUUUCGGUUUGCAAUAGAACUGUUCCUUUCCACAUCCUCAUCUUUCUGUAUUUUCUGUUUCAACUUCCUACAAGAGGAACUGCUUUUUCCAUAAGUCUGAAAGCCGACUCGUUCAACAAGUGAUAAUGUAAAAAAUUUGUUAGUUUUUGAAGUGGUAACCCUCACUGUUUAGAUUUGCAAGAUCGAAAUCUCAAGUCAAUUUCCUAAUAAUAUGCAAAUAUUGGGAUUGAGCAGGCUAUCAACUGUAAAGUAGAUCAUGUAGAUGGAGUCACAACCUGAGAGUUGAACAAGACAUACCAAGAUUUAUGAACGAUACGUCACUCGAAUGGUUGGCUCAGUGGAAGAGCGCUCGCACGGAACGUGAGAGGUCGCGGGUUAGAGACCCGCAUCGUUCAUAAGUUUUGUUUUCAAAUUUAAUUAGUCUUCUUAAACUAGUAACUUAGUCUUCUCCCUUCUUAUGGGAAAUUAUGAUUCAAAUUCUUACAUAUACCCAAAAAAUGCAAAGAAGUAUGCAAUCCCUAACGUAAAAUCACACCACUCUCUAUAAUUUACUGUAAUUUUUAGUUAGUUUUUAUGCACCUUAUCUAUUUUAAUAAUUUUGUUAAUUUUUUCUAAAAAUAAGUACCGAUAUCAUCUGAGUAUUAAGGCAUAUUAAUGAGAUUAAUAAUUGUCAUAUUAUUGUUUCUAUCUCUUGUAUUAUUUAUUCAAAAUUAUCAAUUUAUAUUUGCAUUUUAAUUUACUUAUAAUCAUCAUAUACUCCAUAUUAUGAGGGUUCAAUUUUAUUUUUUAUUGCCUCUGACAUUUACCCCCUUAUUCAUAAUGGUCCGCUAACUUUAAACAGCCGCUAAGGAGUGUUUUUUCUCAUCCUGACUUAGGUCAAUAGAAGAAGACAAAGCGAGAAUUAGCAAUGCUUUAAAUUAGCAGACUAUUAUGAAUAAGGGGGUUACUCUCGGUUUUGGUUUUUCAGUCAUUCAACUUGUUAAUAUUUUGCUCUAUAGUAAAAAUACCUCUAAGUCUAAGUAAAAAAAUAAUUUUUAAAGUGGACUGAUGUCAAAUAAUUAUGAGCGUCUUUUAUAAAGUCAUCUUACAAUUAUUCGAGACAUGGGCUCUAAGGUAAAUCUUUUGCUUUCGUAGAUAAUAAGUUCGGGUUCUUUUCGACACACUUUAAUCCCCUUUUUAGUAAGAAUUAGUACGUGGACGGCCAGAUAUACUGUCAACCCGGGACACCAAUCUAAAAUUUCGUGUCUUUUUCGCAUUUCAUAUCUAAGAAAGUACCUUCUUUGCAUAAGGCUUUGACAUCAAUUGAGUUCUCCGUAUCAAACUGCGCCAUUUUAAUAUCACAAGAAUAUUAAAACACAGAUAGGCGCGAAAUUGAGACACAUAGGUAGUAAUGAAUAUUCAUGUGUAUGAGUGACAAGUUCAAAUGUUAUAUUGUUUUUUCAUUGGUUUAAUUUGUUGGUCUGAUUAUUUAAACAUAAAAAAAUACUUAUAAGUAUAUCGUUUCAUAACCAUUCGUAAGUAGAUCGCUUGUUAUAAUUAUAAGUAUGUUAUUUUAACCAUAUGUUAUUAGAAUUGUUGACGGCUAAAUGCUUAGGUUUAUUUGUACUUUGUCUUGAUCUGGGUCCAAAAUGUAACAUUUUUAUUUCAAUCUAUAAAGAUAUAAAUAUGAAAUAUCAUGAAUUAUGAAUAAUACGCACAAUUGAAUCAAAUUAGGAUUUAAUAUUCUAAAUAAAACUAUAUUCUAAUAACUUUGUUGUUGUGAGAUCUUUUAAAUAAUGAAUUUAUACGAUAAAAUAUACUUUAUGAUAUUUUUGAUUACUUACACAUUUUUCAAGCCGACAAUAUGGGUGUGUGCCACCUUAUAACGUUUAUAGAAUUAAGUUUAACGGGACAGAUGGUAUGACUUUAAUACAUUUUUUCCUUUUAGUCACUUUCGUACGCUAAUAUAUUUUUAUUAAGGUCAGUUAACUGCAGCUGGUCCAACACAUCUGUUAUUGCUCUAUGCGAUUGUAAUGUUCUGCUAAAAAUGCUCGUGGAGUUCCGCUUGCACAUCCUGAAAAACCGUCUGUUUAUCUCACUCACCGCCGAGCUUAUUAAUGUCAAUCGUAAUUUCUUACGUACCGCCGAACCAUCGAACGCGGACCAUAUUCGAUGGUGGGUCGCAUUGUCUAUCGCACAAAUUUACUAUUAUUAUCUACACCCAUGCUUUAAAUCCUCUAUUAAAGAUUCUGAAACAGUUAGCUUAUUGCCAACAUUAAAACACCCAAUGUUCUAAUAACUAGUGUUGUAAUGUUGUACUGAAUUUUUGCUCGAUGCUUGGUAUCUGUAUGAAUUUCAAAAAAAGAACAUUUUAAGUUUACGCGCGUUCCACACUACCAGAACGUCGUGCGCCGUAAAAAAAAGUAGGUUAUUCGAAUCCCCGCCAUUUUUGUCCGAUAUUUUAUUGUUUUGUUUACAAAAAAUGAACGAUUCAUUUUAAACGCUGCAAAAGAACAUAAUAUUCAAGUGAAUUUUAAUUAUUGCACAAUACAAAAUGUAAAUUACUACUAACAUAAAUAAUUCUUUCAUUCAUAAGUACUUAGUUUAUUUGUAGUAAUUGAUGAUAUUAGGUUACUACUAGGACUGGCUGUUUUAAUGUUAGCAGUAAGCUAACAGUUUCAGAAUCUUUUAGAGGAUUCAUAUUCUGGAGUGUAGAUAAAGUCUUGUAUGCAACUGUUGAUAAUUAGGUAUUAAAACACUCACGUGAUACUAUUAUCACUCUCGGCUUCGUCUCGUGAGAUAAAUCCACAUUCGUGUUUUAAUACCCCUUAUUACACAACAGUUGCAUAAAUAACUAUUACCAUCCGGGCCGAUAAGCGCGAGGCGUUCACCCAGGCUAACAGGACCGUCCGUACUAAAUUCGAACAUAUGUUUAGUCUAUAAGAACAAACCAUCGUAUAGACUUGACAGCACAUUAACGCGUGACCAAUUUUGAUUUGUCUAUGUGUGCGUUAGCAGUGAUAUAAGUAUACAACACUGACCUGUAUAAAUAUCCAGAGAACUAGUUUUGACGUAUAAUACAAAAGUGUGCGAGAGAAGUGUACAUAUUCUGAAGUUUUUUUUUGAUGUAGAAUAAAGGAGACGGAUACCCUUUCAUACAUAAUUGGUGUUAAUAAAUAGCUUAUAAAUUUAAAAAGCAUCACUGAGAAUCUGAGGAUUAUUGGCAAUCUGAAAGCAGACUCAUAGGAGGUUUUGUAAAAUUGAGGUUAAGCAAUAUAUGGGCAACAAUCAAUAUUAAAACAGCUGAUUUUUGAAAUGCUAUUGUUUUUUUGUUGUACGAUAAUGAUCGUACAAGUUAAAAUAUCAGAAGUCAAAUAGAAAGAAGGAAAAUAUCAAACAACGGGAAACACUCAAAUGACAAAUCGCGUAGGUACGCACAAACAGAUUCUAGACAAUUCUGUAGCUGUCAGCACAGAUAAAAAAUACAGAACGAGAUUCAUAAUCGACUUUUUCUUCGAUCGAUUCUUUGUAUGUAAUAUAUUACAAUAAUUAAAUUAACAAUAAUUCUCAGUGACUUUAUUCAUUUAACGUAUAACUUAUUGUUUUAUGUCACAUUUACGUUAUAACAAAACUAAAAUGACAGAUGAGCAAAACUCAUUAGGUUUUUUACCUGUAUUGUAGGUAUUAAGACCACUGACCUCUACUAUAUAGGUACCACUGGUCUGGAUGGCGGCUGUCAAAGCGCUUUUGUGCCUGUUUGAUAUUCGCUAUUUUGGCGCUAUUGGCCAUUUAACGAGAGUCUGUGGUACUAAAACUAGUGAAGACAACCUCAGCAAACAUCGAUAGAUGGUGGGAAACUAUUUACAAAAAAAUGUGUUCUUUAUUAAGUUGAUUCUUGAAGUAAAAAUAACACGGAAAACGAACGAAAUUAAUUCAAACUACAAUAAUACUUCAGAUUAUUGUACGUUGCUUCGCAGUCAUUUGUAUUAAACUUCAAAAUUAGUUCUCUGAACGCUCGCGAGCGGCACUACAAAAAGGCACAAAAAAUUGCUGCCAAACAUAUGGAACAGCCUGUCCAGUGGUAUUUAUACAGGUCACUGAUUAGGACUCUUUUUCACAUGCAUAAGGCCACGGCGAGGUUUCCACUCCUCGAGCUAUAGUGAGAUUUUAGAUUGUGCGGCGACCUUAUUGCAGAAUGUGUGGAGAAAUUACGUUGCUUUGUUUUUUUUUUUAUGUUCCAUUUAAUAAUUAAAAAAGCGGCGUCAUUAGCCUCAUAUAUUGAUAAUAAUAAAUCCGGCGUCACUGCCGCCACGAGCGACCGCUGCCAUAAAAUAGAUAAAGCAUUGAUGGUUUGACGAAGUGUCUCCGCUUCUAAUGAAUUUUAUCGAACUUACCUUAAGCGCGUCUUAUGACAGAUUGCCGUUGUCACAUCGUUUGUUAACCUUUUUAAAAUGUUAUGGAAAAAUAAAAAACGGUAAACGAAACGUAAUGAUGCAGAAAUUUAUUAAUUUAUCACUAUUUAUUUAACAUGUAUACUGAAAACUCUGUAUUCUAUCUGUAAGUAAAUUUUUAACACAUGAAAAUUGUACUUCUUAUGUAUAACUACAAAAAAUAAUUAAUAAGAAUAUCAGUAUUGUUCUAAUGUCAGUAUAAGUAUUGGUGGUUAGCGUAAAACAUGUGACAUUUUGUACAAAAUAUAAAAAAAAAUUACAAAUAAAUAUUUAUUACGUUAGCCAAAGCGCAUCUAAGUCGGCCAUUAUCCCUAUUGUAUUUGUUACCUUUGUUUUAAACUUAAGUACUAAUAACUUUAUAUUGCUUCAUUAAGACAUAAGUACUAAGUAUUUUACUAAUCAUAAUUAUGAAGUUGUGAGAUAUAUUUAAAAUAUUUAAUAAAAAUUUGUGAUGUACAUACAUUCCGUCCUUAAAUGUACUUAUACACGUUAUAAAUAAUAUUGAAUAAAUAUUUGUAUUACAAUAA
Leptidea sinapis is the source of this 7751-nucleotide messenger RNA. RefSeq lists its product as uncharacterized. The transcript has 4 exons. Bases 192 to 1337 code for a protein of 381 amino acids. The record is from RefSeq and is a predicted model, not a curated record. NCBI's taxonomy places the organism in Eukaryota, Metazoa, Arthropoda, Insecta, Lepidoptera, Pieridae.